Thlaspi arvense is the source of this 1770-nucleotide messenger RNA. NCBI's taxonomy places the organism in Eukaryota, Viridiplantae, Streptophyta, Magnoliopsida, Brassicales, Brassicaceae. The record is from the annotation of a GenBank genome assembly.
AUGGGUCAUGAAUUUCGUCACUUUCUCCAAGGGGAAUCCAGGAGACUUAUAUGGGUAAUUGGGAUAAUUUUUUCCCUCAUUCUAGUGGUCCAAUACUUUGAGCUUCCAUAUGGCAGUGUUGUAUCAUCUUUAUUUUAUGCUAACCAGACUCAAGCAAUGGGAAAAGCUGCUGUUAACCCCAUAGUAAAAGGCAAUAUUACAAGUUUUGAUGGUCCGAAUGCCACUGAUGUCAAUGCUAUUCAAAAUAUUGCUAAUGCAACCAAGUCCUCAGGAGGCAAUAACACAAGCCUUGAGAAUGAUUUUCUAUCAGAAAGGAAUGGAGGCUCCAAUAGUUCUCUUGAUUUAUCUGAUGAUGCUGAUCCCGAGGAUGAAUCCCCAACAGAGAGGUUCAUUGAUGAGCCUAGCCAAAAUUUAACCAUGGAGAAGACGGUAACAGAUAAUGGCUUAGCGUCAAGGGAAAUUAAAGAAUAUGCAAACAGCACCCCUCCAAAUAAUUUUCAUGCUGAUAAGAAUUCUUCAUUAGGCCGUAUUCAGGAGGCCAUCAUCCAUUUCACAGAAGAGAAAAAUGGAACAGAUUCUGCUCCUGCUCCUUCACUUACAUUACCACCAACAAGUUCCAUAUCUGAUUUGAAAUCCCCAGCAAAAUUGAAUAUGACAUCACAGGGUCCUGUGAUGUCUGUUUAUCCUAAUGCAUCUUCUCCAUCUAAUGAUGUGGACCCAUUUUCCAAUGAUGGAAAAUCUGAGCAAAUGCAACAUGAUGCUGUUCAGUCAGAUAAUAUUUUUCCUCACACUACUGUUCCUGCCGUGAACAAAAAGCCUGACUUGUCAACAAAAGCUGUGUUGUCUUUAUCUGAGAUGUAUGAUUUACUGCUUCAGAGUCAUGCCUCAUCAUUGUCAAUGAAACCCCGAUGGUCUUCAGCAGUUGAGCAAGAUUUACUAAAUGCAAAGUCACAGAUAGAGAGUGCUCCUGUCAUAGAAAAUGAUCCUGAACUUGAUGCUAACAUCUAUCGGAAUAUUUCCAGAUUUAAAAGUUCUCGAAUGCUAGAGGAGACUCUAUUUGUGGCUAAUUCACACAGUCAGGAUAACUUGGUAGAAUAUCUGAAGAACUACCUUGAUAUGAUUGUGGCAAGACACAACUUCUGGAACAGAACUGGUGGAGCUGAUCAUUUUCUUGUAGCCUGUCAUGACUGGGAUACUUCUCUUCCAGAAACAUAUGUUCGAAAGCCUCAGAAUCCCCUAAGAGAUCUUGGAGGCAAGCCUCCUUCCCAGCGGAAAACCCUAGCUUUCUUUGCUGGCAGCAUGCAUGGAUAUCUCCGUUACAUCUUGUUACAGCACUGGGAAAACAAAGACCCUGAUAUGAAAAUAUUUGGCAAGAUGCGAAAGGUGAAGGGCCAGAUGAAUUAUGUCCAGUACAUGAAGAGCAGCAAAUACUGUAUAUGUGCAAAGGGUUAUGAAGUAAACAGUCCACGUGUGGUGGAGGCCAUCUUCUAUGAAUGUGUCCCAGUUAUCAUAUCUGACAAUUUUAUCCCUCCUUUUUUUGAAAUUUUGAACUGGGAAUCAUUUGCUGUUUUUGUUGCUGAGAAAGAUAUACUGAAUUUGAAAAACAUAUUGCUUUCAAUCCCAAAUCGGAGGUAUUUGGAGAUGCAAAAGAGGGUGAAGAAAGUACAACAGCAUUUCCUUUGGAAUACUAAGCCUGUGAAGUAUGAUAUCUUUCAUAUGAUACUCCACUCAAUAUGGUAUAAUCGAGUUUUCCGGGUACAACCAAUAUGA